Messenger RNA from Daldinia caldariorum, 216 nucleotides. RefSeq names its product NADH-ubiquinone oxidoreductase complex 1/LYR family protein. The coding region runs from base 1 to 216 and encodes 71 amino acids. The transcript is spliced from 2 exons. Gene Ontology annotation, cellular component: mitochondrion. Lineage: Eukaryota; Fungi; Ascomycota; Sordariomycetes; Xylariales; Hypoxylaceae. The record is from RefSeq and is a predicted model, not a curated record. Gene Ontology annotation, biological process: respiratory electron transport chain.
AUGCCCCCCCCUCCCAACCUCCAGCUGCGACACCAGGUCAUAUCCAUCUACAAGGAGCUGCUGAACCGCGGCCGCGACUACCCCAAGGGCUACGAGUACUUCCGCGAGCAGCUGCGCAGGGCCUUCAAGGCGAAAGCGGACCUGCGCGACGACGAGGAGAUCCGUAAAGCGAUCAAGCAUGCGGAGUACGUCAAGAAAGAGCUCGAGGCGCUGUAA